CGAAAUUUUAUACGAGACACGUGUUUACUUCAGAGACAAAAGCGAUCUGAAGAAGAGAAGAAGGAAAAACCAAAAGAUAAAAAGAAGCCUCCAUCCAGUUCACAUGGCCAUAUCAGGAGGUGUCUGACAUCCAGGCCAGGGCUGUCUAUGUGAUGACGAAAUUUUAGAAAAGAGCAACAUAUAUUUGUGGGUAAGGAAGAGUUUCACAUAGAACAUGGAGUUAGCCAAAGAGGGUGGCAUGGAUGAAAGACUGGAGCCUAUUAAACAAGAUGACCAUGAGUUGGGUGCAGCGGAAUAUUUAUGUGUGAAGGUGGAGGAUUGUGAAAGAAGAAUUUCAGUUUUUAAAGAGGAGGAGUGCAAGGAGAAGAUUAUUGAAAUUAAAGUCGAAGAUUCAGAAAAUCUGUCAGUUAGUCUUGAACUGCAAAAGCAUGAAACUGGGAAUAUUUCUAAGGAAGAUCUCUGUGAAGAAUCUCAUUUCAGUUCACAGCCUUUAGUCACUAAUGUGGGACAACUGACCACCCAGCAGAAUUCUGUGGUACUGAAAUCUGAGCUAACAGAGUCUGAAGAAAAAGUCGGUGAAGGAAUCGGGAGAGAAGCAGAUGAACGGAAUUCAUCAAUGAGUGUGGGAAGAAAUGUAUGUCUGAAUAUCAGCUUCUCGCCAUCUUUAUCUCUUCAACCCUCUCUUCAAUGCAACCUGGAACAGAAACGGGACAAAGGGAACAUAAAGAAAUCAACAAGAGGAUCUGAGAAUUUGACAUCAUCCUCUUUUCAUUGUAGUUCUCUUUCUUUGAAAGAAAAUGUCAAAACUGACCAAGAUCAAGGACAUAAAACAGAAUCAGAGGCUUUGCACACUGGCCAAGAAUGUGGAGAAAUGUUUAAAAACAAGUUAAACUGUAAAGAUAAGUCAGUUCAUUCAAAACCAAAGCCAUUUUGCUGUUCUGAAUGUGGCAAAAGAUUUAGCCAGAGUAGCCAUCUUAAGAGUCACACAAGAAUUCACACUGGAGAGAAGCCAUAUUGUUGUUCUGAAUGUGGCAAAAGAUUUAGCCAGAAUCACACUCUUCAGAGUCACAUGAGAAUUCAUACUGGAGAAAAACCAUAUUACUGUUCUGAAUGCAGCAAAGGAUUUAGCCACAGUAACGGUCUUCAGAGUCACACAAGAAUUCACACUGGAGAGAGACCAUAUUGCUGUUCUGAAUGUGGCAAAGGAUUUAUCCAGAUUACUGAUCUUCAGAAUCAUGCGAGAAUUCAUACUGGAGAAAAGCCGUAUAGUUGUGAUGAAUGUGGCAAAAGAUUUAGGCAGAGUAGCAAUCUUCGGAGUCACUCAAGAAUACACACUGGAGAAAAACCAUAUUGCUGUUCUGAAUGUGGCAAAGGAUUUAGCCACAGUAACACUCUGCAGAGUCACAUGAUGAUUCAUAGUGGAGAAAAACCUUAUUGCUGUUCUGAAUGUGGAAAAGGAUUUAUCCGGAGUAGUCAUCUUCAGAGUCACACAAGAAUUCAUACUGGAGAAAAGCCAUAUAGUUGUGCUGAAUGUGGCAAAAGAUUUAGGCAGAGUAGCAAUCUUCGGAGUCACUCAAGAAUACACACUGGAGAAAAACCAUAUUGCUGUUCUGAAUGUGGCAAAAGAUUUAUCCAGAGUCACACUCUUCAGAGUCACAUGAGAAUUCAUACUGGAGAAAAGGCCCUGAAGAAGUAUGUUAGAGAGGUGAAGGUGAAGAAGCAGAAGGAAGAAAAGAGGGAGAAAGAAGUGAAAAAGUCACCUUUCUAAUUACUUAAGUCUUGAUAAGUACCUUCAUGUUGGUGGGUUUUGUUUUUAAAGGUGUACACCAAAACUCAUCAAGGCAAAACUACUAUUAUAGUAUGAAAUGGAACCCAAAAAGUAACUCAUACUGGCCACACGUCUCCCAGGAUAAAAAGGUGCCCAACACCUGCCUCUGAACUAGAGUAAGUGAUGGUGCUACCAAUAGUGCAAAAUCUCCGGGUGAUGAAAAGAAUAUCUGCAAUGUGGUGUCAGUCCAGAUGGACAGUGUUGCUGGCCCCACCACAGGGGUAUGGAACAGACAACAACAAUGCAGCUUGAGCGAGAAAUGAAGAGGACUUGACACAGUUCAGUGGUCACUUGAAGAUAAUGAGGAGAUCAUGUACUGCUACUUUUAUGCAACAAGUAUUGAAUUUCUGAAUAAAGGAUAACUUGAACAAAACUGGAAUCCCGGAAAGUAGUAUCAAUUUCCAAACUAAAUAAGACAACUGAUGCAAACCUGAGAUCACUAAUCAUGACAAUUAAAGAGAGUAAGCAAGUAAACCAAGAGACAUUACAAUACUUACAAUGAGCAGCCAAAGAAGUAAUAGAGUAACAAAGGCAAGACCCAGGGGGCAUGAGAAGAGAAUGGACAAAGACUUGGAAUGAAGAGAAGAUGCAAGAUCUUGUAUGGUGUGGCAUCUACUCAAACAUAAAAGUAUCAGCCGCCAAACCUAGAAAUAAGAGGAAACUGACAUUUGAAAACAAAUUCAGAAAUAAAAAUCUAAAUAUGAACAGAAACAAAACGAACAAUGCUUACUACUCAGAAAUGGAAUGUAUUUAAAAGUAACCACUUCUGAAACAAAGAUAUGCAAAUAAUAAAGGUAGAAGUUUUGAAGGCACUAAGAAAGGAAAGAAUCGAGGUGUAACAGUCUGAAGAUGACAAUGAAAGCCUAUGUGCCACAGAAACUGUCCAAGGACCUCAACAGAAGUUGAGUCCAAAUAUCCAGGAUGCAGAACACCUGGAAAUAGAAAAACCUACAGAAACUCAACAAAAUUCUCAAAAGAAUCAGAGCUCUGUAGAGCAUACCCGGAAAGAAACAGAAAAGGUACCAUCAAUAGAGGAUAAAGAUAUUAAGGAAUUCAGGGAAGAGCUUCUGGACCUUGUUGAUAUGGACAAGCAGACCGAAAUCUGUAGAAGAGAGAAGUGACCUGGAAUAUCGCUAAACACCAUAUGCAGUAUUAUAAACGAGGUCAACAAAGCCAACAGCAAAUAAUGGACAUAACAGUCAGCAGGAUCAAACACUGUGCAGCAAAACUCAUCAGCUUUAAACUAUUAGAGCAGAGGAAUAUUAGGAUAAGGAAAAAAAACAGCAAAUGAAAAUUCCUCCAUGAAUGGUACAAACAGAGAAAAAGUAAGAGGUUUCAUUGAACAAAUCCUACAUGGAAGGGGUGAGAUCUUGUAAAGUCCUAGGUCAACUAUGGUAUCUGAAACUACAGUUCUGUAUAUUAACACAUGGGGACUUGAAACUUCACAACAGCCAACAACAAACUUGAAAUCCUAGCACAAACUCAGAAACUAAGAAGGUACAAACAAAAAUUAAAGGAAAAGAUGCAAAACAGAUUACUUGGGGACAACUGAAAAACAUUUUAUUGAACGUUAGAUGUACACAAUGGAAGUAACUACACCACAACAGAAAAAGGAAAUGGAAACAUUCUGGAGAAAUGUAUAUGAGGAUGCCAAAGAGCGCAAUCAAGAAGCAGACUGGUUAGGAAAAAUCCAGAACGACCCUGAAAACAAAGAAAUGAAGGAAAUAGAGUGGCCCGAGGAAACAGUAAACACGGUUAAAUCUGCUGCCAACUGGAAGACACCCGGCCCUGACAGCACUGCACCAGGAUAUGGCCAAAUGUAAAAUCAUGUUAAAGCAGGACCUGCAAAGGACACCACACUGGCUCACUGCUGGAACAACACUUCUAAUUCCAAAGUAUGACAAAACCUUUGAGCCAAAAAAUGAUGCCCCAUAACCAGCCUAUCCACAUUUUAUAAACUCUUCACCACUAUUGAUGCUAAGAAUAUUUAUUGUUGCCUGGAACACAACAUCAUAAUGGCAGAAGAAUAAAGAGGAAACAAAUGAUCAUCAUAUUGAACAAAAGACCAGCUAUUGUUGAACAAAGUUGUAAUGGAGUGCUGCACAAAGGGCUGAAACCUGAAUGUGGCUUGGGUGGAUUACACGAAAGCCUUUGACAGCGUGCCACACUCAUGGAUACUCAAAUUUUUGGAAAUGAACAAAGAUCCAUCCUGCUGUCAUAAAGUUCAUUUUCACCACCAUGAAUCACUGGAAGACAACCGUGCAUCUCCAGCACAACAAAUUACAAUUCCAGUCAGUCAGUCAAAUAUACAAAAAUUUUAAAAAGGAAUAUUCCAGAGAGACUCACUUUCACCACUACUGUUGUGCAUGACAUUAAAUCCAUUAAGCACCCUUCUCAAAAUCCUUGGCCACAGAUUCAAUAUCUGCACCUGGACCCAGCCAAACCCCCAGAUUAUCACACAUCUGUUUGUGGAUGAUUUGAAGUUGUUCAGCCCCAGUGAUACGCAACUACUGGAACAGCUGGGUAAAGAAAUUUUCAGAAUCCAUCAAAAUGGAAUUUGGACUGGACAAGUGCACCAUGGCAACUUUCAUAGACGGUCACAGUAAAAAUAUCAAACUGGAUAAUGAGCAUAUCAUCAAAAAUCUUAAUAUUGAAGAGACCUACAAGUAUGUGAGAGUAAAUGAAGGUGCAGAAAUCAGUCAUAAUGAAUUGUGGAGGAAAAAUAAUUCAUCACACAAAGGUGAUACUCCAGACUUCCCCGUACAGCAAGCAAUAAAAUCCAGGUGAUAAACCGACUAGCCAUUUCCAUCCUAUCUUUCAGCUUUGGUAUCAUAGACUGGUCAUAGAAUGAUUUUCAUGAACUGGAUAUAAGAUCACGUAAACUUCUUCAUGCACACCAGUCAAUAUACAAGAAUCAAUGCAUCUCAAGUUUCUGCAUUUCCAGAUCUGAAGGAGGCAUGGGGCUCAUUGAAAGAGAUUCCUUAUACAGAACUGCAGACAUACCACUUCAUCUCAGCAGACCAUCAUGUAUGGAAGAUACAUCAAACAAAAAAGUUAAGAUUGAGAUGAAUUAUUAAGCUCAGCCAAACAUUUCAAAGAAACGAGGGCAUGACAGAGAUACAGCCAACUGGUGUGCAAACAACAGCAGUGCAGCUGGCUAGACAACAAAAACAUCUGAAUUUGAAACACUGCAGAUAUACCAAGAAAUAUGCAGACCUCCUGCUCCAGCCCCAUGUAGACCAAGAGCUACUACAUGGAUAGAUUAGAAGGAGUGAUUUGAACCCAAGGGAUGAGUACCUAAUAAUGGCUUCACUGGACAGUGGCCUUCACACAAGAUCAUUCAAGGCAACAAUAGGAAACAAUGGGAAAAGAGAUGAGUGCAGAUUCUGCCAGACUGAGAUGGAAACAGUCACUCAUCUGAUUGGUGGCUAUAAGGUGCUGAUGGCAGAAGACUUACACAAACGAAGAUGCAAUAUAUUUGCCAGAGUACUGCACUGAAAAAUAUGAUAAAAAUACAACUUGCCAGUACCACAGAUGCAUUGAGACCACACCGCAGAACAAAUAACCAAAAAUAAAAAGGUGUUAGUCACUUGAGACAUACCAAUACCAAUAGACAGAGGCCUGCCUCGACACCUUAUCAAUCACCAUCACUUCAUAUGAAUUGCAGAAGGAAGUGUUAUUAGGGACAAUGCAAGUACUACACCAAGGCCUGGCAGCAAAUCAUCAUCUUCUUCUUUUGGCUGCUCCUGUUAGGGGUUGCCA
This is a messenger RNA of Polypterus senegalus (gray bichir), 5590 nucleotides long. Its product is annotated as zinc finger protein 501-like. Gene Ontology annotation, molecular function: RNA polymerase II cis-regulatory region sequence-specific DNA binding; DNA-binding transcription factor activity, RNA polymerase II-specific. The record is from RefSeq and is a predicted model, not a curated record. The transcript is spliced from 3 exons. Lineage: Eukaryota; Metazoa; Chordata; Cladistia; Polypteriformes; Polypteridae. Bases 215 to 1768 code for a protein of 517 amino acids. Gene Ontology annotation, biological process: regulation of transcription by RNA polymerase II.